This is a messenger RNA of Pomacea canaliculata, 879 nucleotides long. Its product is annotated as acetylcholine receptor subunit alpha-L1-like. Gene Ontology annotation, cellular component: membrane; synapse; neuron projection. The record is from RefSeq and is a predicted model, not a curated record. Gene Ontology annotation, biological process: monoatomic ion transmembrane transport; chemical synaptic transmission; signal transduction. Bases 1 to 879 code for a protein of 292 amino acids. Lineage: Eukaryota; Metazoa; Mollusca; Gastropoda; Architaenioglossa; Ampullariidae. The transcript has 7 exons. Gene Ontology annotation, molecular function: neurotransmitter receptor activity; extracellular ligand-gated monoatomic ion channel activity; transmembrane signaling receptor activity.
AUGAAGGACCUCCGCCAACAUCUGCUGACCAACUACAGCAAGCACGUGCGGCCUGUACGCCAUGAGCAGACGGUGGUGGUCAUCAACUUCUCAGCCUUCCUCAGUCACCUCCUGUACCUGAACAUAAAGGAGCAAGUUUUAUCGACUGCAGGAAGUCUAGAACUGGUCUGGUCAGACGAGUAUCUCCAGUGGAAUCCAGAUCAGUUUGGCAAUAUCAGCAGUGUCUAUCUUCCACAGGCUGAUGUGUGGCUUCCAGACCUGGUCCUUUACAAUGAUGUUAACAGCAUGAAGCCACUGCGGGAUGACAAUGCACUGGUUGUUGUCAGCAAUGAUGGAACAGUUCAGUGGCUGCCUGGGUUCAACGCAAAUACUGAUUGUAUGGUGGAUGUUUAUAGGUACCCAUUCGACACCCAGACUUGUUCACUAAUCUUCACUACUUGGAUGAUGACAUCAGACCACAUUCAAGUUGUGACAGAGACAUUUUACACCAACUGGUCCACGGUCAACCAGGAGUACUACAUAGCAUCAGAAAGGGCCGACCCUUAUGAUGAAACAACAUCCUACAACGAUUACUGGACACAAGGUGGGAACUUCACGUUGACGUUGAAGCGCCGUGUCACGUUCCACGUGCUGAGCACGGUGCUGCCGCUGUUGUCGUUCUCGCUCUUAACGCCGCUGGCCUUCCUCGUUCCGGAAAGCGGUGGCGAGAAGCUGACCCUGGCCGUGAGUCUGGUGCUCACCAAUCAGGUGUUCCUCGUCUCCCUCAGCGGUUCUAUGCCCACCUCGGGUGACACCAUUUCUCUCCUAGGACCACCACAACACCAGGCUCCUCAAGGAGGAUUCUUCAGGGUACAGAGUCUGUCCCAAUGCCCAGUGUGA